AUGAAAUGCGGCUUUCGACUCGCCAUCUGCGCCUUACUGGUACUUCUCGUUCCAUUCUACCUCCUCAAGGCCCAUUUGGAAGACCUCUGCAACCAGUAUCGCGCGGGCGCGUACUUCAUUGAUUGGUUAAACUACAAUGACCGACCACACGGGAAAGCUACCACCGACCCCGACCUCAAGGGGGAUAAAGUUAUUGUCAUGGCGAGACUCGAGGAAGAGCCUACUGGCUGGGUGGAGGAAGAAUUGCCGGACUGGCAAUCUGCCAUCUACGUCGUCAAUCCGUCGAGGGUCACGAUAGAGAACGAAAGUGCCCUCAAAACUCCCUUCAACAAGGGCCACGAAUCCAUGGCCUACCUUACCUACAUAAUCGACCAUUACGACGACCUCCCGUCCACCAUCGCCUUCCUUCACGCACACCGGGCGGGUUUCUUCAUGGCCUGGCAUGUCGAUGCGCCCUUGCACGAUAAUGUCAUGGCUAUGCGCAACCUCCAGCUCGAUUUCGUCCAAGAGAAUGGCUACGUGAAUCUCCGCUGCAAUUGGAACCCCGGGUGCAAGGCCGGUCAUCGCAUCAAUCGUCAUGUGACUGAAGGGGUGUGGGAAGAGAUGUUUGAAGGCACCAGCACUCCGCCCUUGAACUCCUCCACGUCCCCGGCCGUUGGGGACUACGCCCAAACCCAGAAGUUCCUUCAGGCCCCGAAGGAGGUCGGCGCCGCCUGCUGCGCCCAAUUUGCCGUGUCUCGGGACCAGGUCCGUCGACGACCGCGCGAUGACUACAUCAAGUUUCGCCAAUGGGUGAUUGAUACGGACCGAGACGACGCCAGCAGCGGUCGUAUCAUGGAGUUUCUCUGGCAUGUCAUUUUUGGCAAAGAAUCCGUUUACCACCUCGUUUGGCUACAUUUUCUUACUCUUCGGUUCGCUAUCUGGACGCGCGUCAUCACAUCUGGAAUAUGCGCAAAUGCUCGUGAUUGA
Aspergillus terreus NIH2624 is the source of this 969-nucleotide messenger RNA. Its product is annotated as DUF3431 domain-containing protein. The record is from RefSeq and is a predicted model, not a curated record. Lineage: Eukaryota; Fungi; Ascomycota; Eurotiomycetes; Eurotiales; Aspergillaceae. The transcript is spliced from 3 exons. The coding region runs from base 1 to 969 and encodes 322 amino acids.